AUGGCAGGUUAUGACCCUGUUGACUGGUUGUCCUUUCUUCCUGAAAGCCAUUCUGUGGACUGUGUUAUAGGAAAUGGAGCUGUUCUUGGUCGGCAAGUGCAGGGUAUAAAACGACAUCAUCAUUGUAAGUGGAUUCAGGUCGUUCAUACAGCUCCUGAAGAGCUUGGUAUGCACAAGUCCUACGCAGAUGCCAUUUCAAGAGGCGAGAAAAAGCGCCAGGCUGAGGUAAAACUCUGUGAAAAAGCUGAUCAAGUUGUAGCGGUUGGUCCCAAGCUGGCUGAAGCUUUCUCAGAUUAUCUCCGUGCACGUGGAAAGGAUCAAGAUGUUCUUAAUCUUACCCCAGGCAUCUUCUCAGAAUUUGCUAAUGUAAAGCAAGCCUCUGAAGAAAGAAAAACAUUCAGUGUUUUAGUGUUUGGACGCGGUGACAAUGAAGACUUUCAGCUGAAAGGAUAUGACAUCGCUGCUCGUGCUAUUGCUGAGUUGAAAGACGAGCCACAGCCCUAUAAGCUCUUGUUUGUUGGAGCUCCAAGUGGAGAAGAGGAGAAAGUGAAAGAUUUGUUACUCCAGCAAGGCAUUGAUCGAAGUCAACUAACUGUGCGUUGUUUCAAUGAAAGUAGAGAGCAGUUAGCCCGUUUGUUUUGUGAAGUAGAUCUUGCUAUAAUGCCAUCACGAACUGAGGGCUUUGGUCUUGCCACCCUUGAGGCUUUAUCUGCUGGUCUUCCUGUGUUGGUCAGUGGGAACUCUGGUCUUGGUGAAGCCUUACAGGAAGUUCUGAACGGUUCAAAUUGUGUGGUGGAAUCAGAAGAUCCUAAAGAUUGGGCCAAUGCAAUCAAAGCUGUUCGGAAGAAAAGAAGGAAGCUGCGACUGAGAGAGGCCACGGUUCUUCAAGGAGAGUAUGCCGAGAUAUACAGCUGGCAGGAUCACUGUAAUAGACUUGUGGAACGAAUGCUUGCCAUUUCUCGAGGUAACAGGUUCACUUUUUACUUCAAUUGGUCUUGGUAUUGACCUAAUCUGCUGGCAUUAGGAAAUGUACAUAUGUAAGUUCACGCUAUUACAAUGACAACAUUAGUGAAAACUUCACAAUGACAAAUUUGUCUCUCUCUUUUUUAUUUAAAGUCCAUUAGGGAAGUCUGCCUUCAUUUGCCAAUUUCAGAGAGUUUCAAAAUCGCGAUUUCUUUUAACAUCUUGUUCCCGUCCCUGAGGGUCAAAAGUAAAGAAUUAUUGUAUUGCUACAUUGGUGUACUCUUUUUGUAGGUCCCACUGCAGAUGAGCAGGAUUUAUCUAUGAAAGCCACUGUGAUCUGUCAUGAUGAAAAGCCCUCUCCUUCUGAAAAACGUCUUCAUAAAGGUACACUUGAAUAUUAGAAACAUGUGCAAUAUGUCCAUUGGAGCAAUUCAUUGUUUUAUAUGUAGGAAGGUCUGGGACAUGUACUUUAAUUUGGGCUUAAUGAUUAUUCCUUGUGGGGAUGUUAAAUAAAAAAGAAAUGGUCGAAGCAUCGAACAAGACUCGUUUAAGACUGACUUACAAGGUCAAGACGUUUUCAAACUGGUUACGGGUGGUUACAGUGUAGCUUAAUGGACCAGAGCAAAAGGAAAUGGCGUUUUAAGACUUUUAACAUAUACACUGUAGGCUUGGUCGUUUUGUAUGGGUUAUUCUGAGUGAAAUUUUCACCUUGGGACUUAGACAUGCAGGCCAUUGCCGCAGUGUAUAGAUUAUCAACUGGCAUUUGAUCGCCCUAGUGAGGUAAUCAGGAUUCCAGAAUCCGGGAAACUUUUGCUGAUGGAUUCUGGAAUCCAGGAAACUUUUUCUUUUGGAAUCCGGAAUCCUGGGCUUUGGAAUCCGGAAUCCAACUCAAGGAAUCUGGAAUCUCGCUAAUGAUUGUAAUCCGAAAUCCAAGUUCCGCUGACAAGGAAUCCGGAGUCCAAUACCUGAAAUCCAGAAUCUAAGACUGUUUUGGCGGCCAAAUUGACCUGCUCUGUGUCUUCCCAUAAGCUCCCCCCCUCCCCGCUUUUCUGGGGAAGAAAGUUAAUAUGCCCCCUUUUCUAUUAAGCCCCCCUCCUCUCCCUUAAUUAUUCUUCACUAAUAAACGAUAGACUUUAUUAAUCAAUUACCACUUUAAAACUUCGUAUAGACUGAUAGCCCCGGUAGUCUGUUAAGCCUACGAGAAACCGCUUUCUGAAAAAUGUCUCCAGCGCGAUACAUGUGAAUUCCCUAUUUGACAAAAAAAAAACAUACAAACACAGGUUUUGUAUGGAAUUAGCUGGGGUGUGUAUGGGCAAAAAUAAUUGGAUCAUCACUAGUCUGGUUUAAUUUCAGGCUCAAAAAAGGGGAAAAGGCCUUUGUCUCCAAGUAGCACUCCAGCAUCAAAAGUCCCAAAAUGUUUGGGAGGUGAAGGUAAAGUUUGUUUAUGCAUGAUAAAGUUUAUAACCGUCUCAUUACUGAAAGCAACAUUGGAAGUAAAAGAUCUGCGUGGGCGAACUUCUGUUCUUAACACAUUUUGUACCCUCUGCCACACCACUUCCCCCUCCUGCUUUAGAGAUAGAUACUCAAGAUGCUGGAGUCACCCUCACCCGUUCAGUAGCAAAACUUAAACUUCUCGAGUUUGACGCAUGCUCUUUCUAUAUCGAGCGUGCUUCAUAUUCUACUGAUAUGAGUACAGAAUUUUUGGUCGCAUUUUGGCACAUUUUGUCAAACUGUAGUCAAGUCCUGUUCUUGUCUCAAUUUCUUGCGAGAUUGUUUAUGGGUAAGGGUUUCGUGCUUAAUGAUUUAUUUGUGCGAAGGUAGUGUGGCGAAACACAAUGAUGCUUUUCUGGUUUGAUUGUUACUUUCAAGUGAUUUUACGUCGUAAAUAGGCCUCAGGAAUUCUGAAGCUGAACUACAUUAACUCUUUCACCCCUAGACUGAGUUAUGGCGAGAUAAUUUGUCAUUCUAAGUUUUGCAUCUGUGAAAGAAACUCUGUGGUGUUACCAUUUAAAUGAAUCCUAAAGCGAGUUCAGAAAGACGAAGAAACAUGUCUGAAGUCCCCAGGAUGGAAGUUGGCCAAAGAUGACCAUACAGGAGUUCUCAAGUGUGAAGGCAGAAUUAAAAGAUUAAAGGCCGAUUUACCUUCCUGGUGGUUUACCUGCGGAGAGGCUUAUCUCUCACAUCCACAAUCAGGUCAUGCAUCUUGGUGUCGCAAACACGAUGGCGAGUGUGAGAGAAAACUGGUGGAUACCAAAGUUGAGAGCGAAAGUCAAGAAGGUCAUUAAGAACUGCAACAUCUGCAAAGUAUACUCCACCAAACCUUAUGGAUUGCCGUCAAUUAGUGCUUUGCCAGAAUAUAGAACGGAGGGGAGCAGACCGUUUGAAGUAACCGGGGUGGACUUUGCCAGACCCUUCCUGUACGAGGUCGGUAAGAAAGAAGAAGGAAAGUGCUAUGUCAUUAUUUUCACCUGUACCUGCUCCAGAGCGAUCCAUUUGGAAGUUGCAAGAACCCAAACGGCAGANGCAACAUCUGCAAAGUAUACUCCACCAAACCUUAUGGAUUGCCGUCAAUUAGUGCUUUGCCAGAAUAUAGAACGGAGGGGAGCAGACCGUUUGAAGUAACCGGGGUGGACUUUGCCAGACCCUUCCUGUACGAGGUCGGUAAGAAAGAAGAAGGAAAGUGCUAUGUCAUUAUUUUCACCUGUGCCUGCUCCAGAGCGAUCCAUUUGGAAGUUGCAAGAACCCAAACGGCAGAUGAAUUCAAGAGUAAGCUGAAUGCCUUUAUCUCGCGACGGACAAGACCUCGCAUCAUCAUCUCGGAUAAUGCCAAAGUGUUUAAGGCUACGGCAGAUUGGAUCAAGGCAGUGAGAAAAAGUGAGAAGUUGCAGAAUUACUUAGCGCGUGAGAAUAUCCGUUGGCAGUUUAAUCUUGCAAAGUCACCCUGGUGGGGAGGAAUCUAUGAGAGAUUGAUUAAGGAGAUAAAAAAGACCUUGCACAAGACCUUGGGGAGGUCACAUCUUUCCUAUGAAGCAUUUGAAUCAGUCAUCAUGGACAUCGAAAGAAAUUUGCCAGUGAAUAAUCGCCCCUUGACAUGUGUUGAAGCAUAUGAAGAGGAGGUGCUUACACCGAACAUGAUCCUGUGGGGAGAUGUGUAUGCUGUAGAAGACACUGAAAGCUCAGAUGCAGAGAAGCUGACAAGUAUGGCCAAACGAUUGGAAAAUGCUAAGGCCAAUGCAUGGAAACGCUGGAAAAGGGAGUAUGUCCACAGCCUAAUUGAAAGUCACAGGCUUAACAGGGAAACGGGAACCAUACCUCAAGUGGGAGAAAUUGUACUCAUCAUUGGAGACGAAAGAACCGCGGAGAAUGGAGAAAGGGUAGAGUGGUGCGUCUUAUCAAAGGCAAAGAUGACGUCGUUAGAGGGGUAACAUUGUUAUACAAAAGGCACACUAUUGACCAACCGCUUCAGUUAGUUUGUCCCAUGAAAAUCAGAGCGGCGAGCUGAUGUAGGAGAACAGAGACCAAGACGAGCUGCAGCUCAGAUGGCUGCUCAGAGAAUCGCAGAACAAUUGCAAGAAGAAGAGAACUGAUAAACUGAACUGUGUUUGAGUAUAAAUCGGACUGUCAUAUAGCAAAUCGGAUUAGUUUCAAGUUACGGUUGAUUGUAAACAUUGCGAGCUACAAUUUUUAGGGCAGUUGUGUAAGAGAGAUUGACCGACACUACCCCUCACAGUUUUUUGUGUCCUUUAGUAGGACUAUUAAAUUAGGUCUAGGACUACUAAAUAAGGCAAUGAACACGUGCGAGAAAGAUAGAACUGGACGAGACGAAAAAGAGAGCGAGCUUUCCUUGUGGAGUUUUUCAUCGAGUAUUGUGAUAUAUUGUGAGUUCUUUCGGACAGAAUAAAAACCAGGAAACCGUGUUAUCGUGAGUUGUUACUGUGAAUUCUAUGGGCUGUUUCAUUGUUCAGCUCAGUUGGUUUUAGUUUUUGCAAUCGAUCGCCCGCUACAUCCACACACACAAGUGCGUAGGUUGGAGGCUUAUUUAAAAAAACAAAUUCCUAAAAAUUUUACAAGUAGGAAAAAAUAUAAAUACUUUAUUUGGUGGUCCGCCGGGGAGGAUUCAGAUGAAGAAAUAUCCUAGAUAGGUCCUGGUAAACGGCUUUUGUCUCUCAAAAUUCCCCCACUAUCUCGUACACAGAUGUUUCUAAAUGUAAUUUAGACGAGGUUAAACACGAGACAAUGCUGGCCAGCGGUCUCCACCACUAAUCGUAUGUGGGGCGGUCUUGGGGUUUAGCAGGGCCUUAGUGAUUUUACAGCGAUUUUGCAGAAGUCAAUCGUUUUGCUCACGUUGCCUUUGCGUGCAGGAGUUCUAGUUGUGUUUUGCCCCCAACCCUCCCUCCUGUCUGGAUGCUUUUCUUGCUAAGUAUCUGCGCCUUUUUCCACUGAGAUUCUCAGUGUGAUGGUGCCUGGUGGGUGCCGCUCACAGGGUUGUCAUGUUUAUCUUCGAGGCUUGCUUGCGGCCCCUUUCUGUUUCAUCAGGCACCUUCCCCACACCCAUCUAUUGUUGAUGGGUUUAAAUUGGAUUUGUAUGCGCGAGCCAACUUGCGCAGGAGGUCAUCACCUUGUCGAUAUUUGGCAGGCACACUGUCCCUCUCCGUUCUCUCUCCAUUCUCCCACUCGUUCUCUAAGGGACAGUGAAGCCUGCGAAGGAGGCUAGUAUGGCAAGCCGUUUGUAGCAGUCAAGUCAAAAAUUUAUACAAUCCAAUCAUUUUAACAUAAUAAAUUUUAGAAUAAAAAAAGCAUUUAAUUUAAUCCUUAAAAAAUUCAUUCAAUCCCAUCACCGAAAUAUUUAUUCAAUCCAAUCACUGAAAUAUUUAUUCGAUCCAAAAACGGAAACAUAUGUUUAAUCCAUUCAUGGACAUAUUUAUUCAAUCCAUUCGAGAACACGUUCAAUCCUCCAGGCGUUUCAUUUAAUCCUCCUGGGGCGAGCGCGGCCAACCCGAGUCGUNCAGGAGGUCAUCACCUUGUCGAUAUUUGGCAGGCACACUGUCCCUCUCCGUUCUCUCUCCAUUCUCCCACUCGUUCUCUAAGGGACAGUGAAGCCUGCGAAGGAGGCUAGUAUGGCAAGCCGUUUGUAGCAGUCAAGUCAAAAAUUUAUACAAUCCAAUCAUUUUAACAUAAUAAAUUUUAGAAUAAAAAAAGCAUUUAAUUUAAUCCUUAAAAAAUUCAUUCAAUCCCAUCACCGAAAUAUUUAUUCAAUCCAAUCACUGAAAUAUUUAUUCGAUCCAAAAACGGAAACAUAUGUUUAAUCCAUUCAUGGACAUAUUUAUUCAAUCCAUUCGAGAACACGUUCAAUCCUCCAGGCGUUUCAUUUAAUCCUCCUGGGGCGAGCGCGGCCAACCCGAGUCGUAACAUAUAUGGCUUCAUCUUUUUUUUUUAACGUUUCCCCUUUUUUGCCUUGCUGGAAAGGGAGGGGGAGGGGAGUAGAAAAUGUUGCAAUCUGCCUUGUACUUUUCCUAUAUGCAUCUAUAAAGUAAAUUCAUAUUUGGGUCGUACUCUUUACUUAUUAAUCAGGCUGGUGAUAUUCAUAUUGUUUUUCAUAGAGAGUGCGUCUGAAACGUCGGCCACUGAUCCUCCUCAAGUCAUUGCUCGUCAGAUAAGGAAUAGAGAUCUUCCUGCAAAGUCAAAG
This is a messenger RNA of Porites evermanni, 6649 nucleotides long. The record is from the annotation of a GenBank genome assembly. NCBI's taxonomy places the organism in Eukaryota, Metazoa, Cnidaria, Anthozoa, Scleractinia, Poritidae.